AUGGCCAUUUUCACGGUUUGUGGGAACGGUCUGGUCGUCUGGGUUAUUGUGGGAAGUCCAAGGUUUCAUAACACAUGCUCCGCCCUCUUCUGCAGUUUAGCGGUUGCAGACUUUCUCCUAGGAUCUUUAGUUCUUCCCUUGCACUCUGCCAUUCAGUUUUUAGCCCUUGGAAGGGAAUGUUUCCCGAGGUUACUACUAGGCUUUUUGUUUUCCCUCACGUACGUACUUAAUGGGGCUUCGCUCCUCACUUUGUGUUUGUUGAGUAUUGACCGCUGUAUUGUGGUCAUGUACCCUUUGAGGUACAAGACAUUCAUGACGCGCACCAAGCUUGCAACUAGCCUAUCUUUAAUCUGGGUGUUUACCUUAACAUCAGGUACUGUUAAAGCCGCACGAAUAAUCCCAAGAUCUCCCCUCACAAAGCUCCUUCUUGUCAGCGUUCUGAUACCUUAUGCUGUUAUUAUACUCAGCUACGCCCUCGUGUACCAUCAAAUAAAACGGCAAAAUCGAGUACGGGCAGUCCUGACGAAUACAAACCAAGAGAGGUUUCAAAAGUCGGAGGAUAGGCUCGCUAAGACGAUCGCCAUGGUAAUAGGGGGCUUUACCGCUUCCUGGACGCCAUUUGCAUUCGCGAUUAUGAUUCUCCCAGAGGGUGUCGAAGAUAUUGAUCACCCUUUGUUGCAGUCAGCGGCACUCUUCACGUUUAUCUCACCGGCCAUUAAUCCGCUACUGUACUUCUUUCGCAGUAAGGAGUUUCGCGACGAGGCAAUAAAGGUUCUUGGAAAAAGAAUUCCUAAAAAAUUGCGGCGAAGGAGAGAGCUAGCGCAGCCAGGAGUCAAUGGAAGACAAGAAAGACCUAUUAAAGAGCUACAAGUAAUUACGAUGCCUCUUUAA
This is a messenger RNA of Nematostella vectensis (starlet sea anemone), 891 nucleotides long. RefSeq names its product histamine H2 receptor-like. Gene Ontology annotation, molecular function: G protein-coupled receptor activity. Gene Ontology annotation, biological process: G protein-coupled receptor signaling pathway. Lineage: Eukaryota; Metazoa; Cnidaria; Anthozoa; Actiniaria; Edwardsiidae. The coding region runs from base 1 to 891 and encodes 296 amino acids. The transcript has a single exon. Gene Ontology annotation, cellular component: membrane. The record is from RefSeq and is a predicted model, not a curated record.